Molecule: messenger RNA, 555 nt
Organism: Ascochyta rabiei
Lineage: Eukaryota; Fungi; Ascomycota; Dothideomycetes; Pleosporales; Didymellaceae
Product: 60S ribosomal protein L17B
Exons: 4
Coding region: 1-555 (184 amino acids)
Biological process (GO): cytoplasmic translation
Cellular component (GO): ribosome; cytosolic large ribosomal subunit
Molecular function (GO): structural constituent of ribosome
Source: RefSeq, a predicted model, not a curated record
AUGGUUCGUUACGGAGCAUCCAGCCUCGAGAACGCAAAGAGCGCCCGCGCUCGCGGUUCCUACCUCCGUGUCUCCUUCAAGAACACCCGCGAGACCGCCCAGGCCAUCAACGGAUGGAAGCUCGAGCGCGCCCUCACUUACCUCGGUAAUGUCUUGGAGCACAAGGAGGCCAUCCCCAUGAGGCGCUACGCCGGUAGCACUGGACGCACCGCCCAGGGCAAGGCUUUCGGUGUCUCCAAGGCCCGCUGGCCCGUCAAGUCCGCCGAGAUCCUCCUCGGUCUCCUCAAGAACGCUGAGGCCAACGCCGACACCAAGGGUCUCGACACCGCCAACUUGAUUGUCAAGCACAUCCAGGUCAACCAGGCCCCCAAGCAGCGAAGGCGCACUUACCGUGCUCACGGUCGUAUCAACCCCUACAUGUCCAACCCCUCCCACAUCGAGCUCAUCCUCACCGAGGGUGCCGAGGUUGUCCAGAAGUCCACCGAGACCGUCGAGCGCCGAUUGAACUCCAGGCAGCGUGGCCGUGAGGUCCGCAAGGCCAUCACCGCUGCGUAA